UGUCUGUCUGAUGCUUUGGUCACCGAUCUCACAACUCCUAAAAGGAGGCCGGCUUCGACCUCGCCACGACCAUCAAGGGAGCCGGGUACUACCGCCGCACCAGGAGGACAGACUUCGUUGCAGACUACAUACCUCCUACCCCAGACGAGCUGCAGCAAGCUAUCGACCACGACAGGGUCCUAAAGCUUGUCACCGACCGGUGAUGCUGUCGACGCUGGGCGACGGGAGGGUAGUGAGGGGCCUGGCGGGGCUGCCGAGGGAGGGGCCCGCCGUGCUGGUGGGGUACCACAUGCUCCUGGGGUUGGAGCUGGGGCCGAUGGUGACGGGCAUCCUGAGCGGCACCGGGGUCCACGUCCGGGGCCUGGCGCACCCCUUCAUGUUCGACGGGGGCACCGAGCGGCUCAUGCCCGACUCGGCGCACUUCGACCUGCACCGCGUCAUGGGGGCGGUGCCGGUGACGGGCGCCAACUUCUACAGGCUCCUCGCGGACAAGGAGUUCGUGCUGCUGUAUCCGGGGGGUGCGCGGGAAGCGCUUCACAGGAAGGGAGAGGAGUACAAGUUGUUCUGGCCGGAGCAGCCUGAGUUCGUCAGGAUGGCGUCCAGGUUCGGGGCGACGAUCGUACCAUUCGGAGUGGUGGGAGAGGAUGACAUAUGCCAUUUGUUGUUAGACUACAACGACCUUCAGAAGGUUCCCUUCUAUGGCAUGCUCGACGAGGCCUUGAACCGCGAUGGGCUGAGGCUAAGGACUGAUUCCAUGGGAGAGGUAAAAGACCAAAGAAUGCACCCCCUACUGCUCGCUCCCAAGGUACCAGGGCGGUUUUACUUCGUCUUUGGGAAGCCUAUCGAAACAAGAGGCAGAGAGAAAGAACUACGAGACAAGGAGGCGGCGCAGCGCCUCUAUUUGCAAGUCAAAUCUGAGGUGGAGGGCUGCAUCAACUAUCUCAAGGAGAAGAGGGAGGAGGACCCCUACAGGAGUAUACUGCCCAGGCUUCUCUACCAAGCACUUCAUGGUCCCAAUGCAGAAAUACCCACAUUUGAACCAUGAAAUGUUCACUUCGAGAAUACCAAUUGUUUAUAUUGUUCUUAUUUUUUUUUCUUGCAUUGUCAAAAAAAAAUCGAUUGUUACCAUUGUCCUCAAAAUAAUUAUGAUGGCUGAUUCUAUCGUGUAGCCCAUUUAAAGCACAUAUAUAAAGAGGUCAACGGAAGGUCAUCGCUCAACUGUAAAUUUGUAAGUACAGCAACACAAGUAUUUAUUUUGGCUCAUCUCAUUGCAAACAAAGCAUGGAUUCAAGUCGAGAGAAGAUAUGAAGAAUGUGUUAGAAAUAUGCCUUAGAGAUAAUCAUAGAGAUGAGCAUAUUUUUUUAUCUAUAUAUAUAUUGCUUAAUUGAAUAUCCAUGUAAGGCACCUUGUAUUGAUU
Molecule: messenger RNA, 1417 nt
Organism: Zea mays
Lineage: Eukaryota; Viridiplantae; Streptophyta; Magnoliopsida; Poales; Poaceae
Exons: 6
Coding region: 11-1045 (344 amino acids)
Cellular component (GO): membrane
Source: RefSeq, marked validated